AAUCAAGGUUUCACUGCAAGGAGCUACACUGUCGACAAACGAAUCAGUAUGGGAAGAUUGGGCUAUAGGAAGAGCAAUCGAUGGACGAACUGGUCGACCUGAAGACUGUAAAUGUUGUACCGCCAUUUUAAGGCCGACCAGGCUCCGAUUAAAUCUACCCCGAACAUAUUUUGUGAAGGAAGUUGUACUUAUGGGGCGUACCGACGGAGUUAUCCUUCAGUUUAUAAAUAUUACACUGUUUGGUGGAAAUGCGGACAGUCACAUGGUCCAACAACGGGCCACGAGUGUUACUUAUACCAGACGAACCUACGAGAUAAGUCCUCCACAAGCUAUGCAAGCAAUAGUAGUGGUUGGUCAACAGGGACUAGAUAAUUAUAUGACAAUAUGUGAAAUAGACGUUUACCGACAAGAAGAUUGCAUGAAUGGUACCUAUGGCCCUUAUUGUGAGCAAAGAUGUCAUUGUCUGGAAGGACCUUGUGACCUUAUAAUUGGUACCUGUGGGUCAGGGUGUCAGGCUGGCUGGUCAGGAGCCGCGUGCAAUCAAAUCUGCGACAACGGAUGGUACGGCCUGGACUGUCGGACCAAAUGUGGUCGUUGUCUUAACAACGUUGCUUGUAAAAAGACUUCCGGUGAGUGUCCAACCGGAUGUGUUGCAGGGUAUAAAGGUUUUCAGUGCAUAGAGGAAUGUGACAAUGGAUAUCAUGGUCUUGGAUGUCAGAACAAGUGUGGUUAUUGUCAGAACAAGGUGGCCUGUAACACGAGUUCCGGCGUCUGCCCAGAUGAAUGUGAACCCGGAUAUAAAGGGACGAUGUGCACCGACGCCUGCGACAACGGAUGGUACGGCCAGGGCUGUCUUACCCGAUGUGGUCAAUGUCUGAACAACGCUGCCUGUAAUAAGACUGCCGGUAUGUGUCCAGAUGGAUGUGCUGCAGGAUACAAAGGUUCUCUCUGCAUUGAUGAAUGCGAAAACGAACGGUAUGGUCUUGCAUGUGAGAAAAUGUGUGGUCAUUGUAAAAACAAGGUGUCAUGUAACAAACUGUCCGGCGUAUGCUCUGGGGAAUGUGAACACGGAUAUAACGGGACGAUGUGCAUGGAAGAAUGUGAUGUCGGUUUCUUUGGAGACAAUUGUUCAGCAGUAUGUGGCGAAUGUAGUGGCGCGUGUCAUCAUAUAGACGGCAUAUGUUCACAAGGCUGUAAGAAAGGCUUUGCUGGCGAUCUUUGUAUGACACAACUGAUUCAGUCUGAGCUCACCGGACCAGCUGUUGGUGGUUCGGUUGGGGGUAUUGUUCUAAUCGCAAUCAUAAUUGUAUCGAUGAUCGCAAUUAAAAGAAGGCGUUCAACACCAACAAAAAGACACCAGUUCGAUGGCAUUCCUGUUGCAAUUCAGAAUGACACAGAUUCUAACAUCGACCAAACGCCGACAACAUCAAAGACUAAACCUCUGAAAGGCCCAAAUGGAGCCAUUUCAGACGCAGUGUAUGCAAACACAGGGUAUCCAGAAGAAGACGGCCUUUACUUCAACAGCGAACCACUUCAUAGACAACGUAAGCGUACUGAAAUACGUCUCAUUGCUGUCGAUAAACUGCGAGAGUUCGUACGAGACAACUACCAGAACGAAAAACUCUUCAAGCAAGAAUUCGACAAAAUACCACAUGGUCUUCAACAUCCGACGAUUGUGGCAUCCGCAGCCACAGGCAAAAACAGAUACAAGGAGGUGUAUGCAUACGACCAUUCUCGAGUGAUUCUCACAAGAAUCGCCGAUGAACCACAUUCCGACUACAUCAACGCCUGCCAUGUCGAUGGCUACACGGAAGAAAAAAAGUAUAUUGCGUCUCAAGGUCCGGUCAAUCCAAUGGUAGGCGAUUUUUGGAGAAUGGUGUGGGAACAAGACGUCUGUAUUAUUGUUAUGGUUACGAGACUCGUUGAAGAAGGAAAGAUGAAAUGUUUGAAAUACUGGGGCGAAUGCAAACCGAUAAUACACGGUUACUUUGUGGUCACACUUUCAGAAGAAAAAGAAUAUUCAGGUUAUACAAUUCGAACGAUUACUGUGCAUGAAAAGGAUAAACCACAUGUUUGUCGCAACGUGACCCAGUUUCAUUACACUACUUGGCCAGAUAAAAGCGUGCCAACCAGCAGCACAAGCCUCGUUCAAUUCUGGAGAAAGAUUAGGUGUCAAAAGAGAACCGCCAAACAACCAUGGCUGAUACAUUGCAGCGCUGGUGUUGGGCGCACCGGGACCUUCAUUGCAAUGGACUAUCUCUACGAUCAGGGAAAGGAGACCGGGAACAUUGAUAUCCCACAGUGUGUCACCAACCUGCGCGCUCAAAGGGUCAACACUGUGCAGACCUCCAGUCAGUACCGAUUUCUGUACAAGCUGAUGGUUGAAAUGUUGGUACUGCCAUCCCAACCCGUGACUCCCGAGCAGCUAAGUGGAGAGAAUAUGGGUCUCAAAGAACAGUAUUUAGAUUUAGUCUCCGAGGAGUCACUGUUUCCAGACGAUAACACGUACAAAUCGGCCACAAGCAAUGAGAAUCAGUCGAAAAAUAGAUCAAUGGACAUCCUGGCUGCUGAUAAUUAUCGCCCAUAUUUGUCAUCCUAUAUUCCGAACACGACCGAUUACAUCAAUGCUGUGAUAAUGCCAAGUGUCAAGCUGCCGACAAGAUUCAUCAUCACACAAUCUCCUCUAGAACACAGUUUUGUGGACUUCUGUAGACUGAUAUGUGAAAAGGAAAUUGAACUGAUUAUUUCCUUUGAUGUGAGUCCAUGUCUGCGGUGA
Messenger RNA from Dreissena polymorpha, 2776 nucleotides. Its product is annotated as receptor-type tyrosine-protein phosphatase T-like. Gene Ontology annotation, molecular function: protein tyrosine phosphatase activity. Gene Ontology annotation, biological process: protein dephosphorylation. Bases 191 to 2776 code for a protein of 861 amino acids. NCBI's taxonomy places the organism in Eukaryota, Metazoa, Mollusca, Bivalvia, Myida, Dreissenidae. The record is from RefSeq and is a predicted model, not a curated record. The transcript is spliced from 22 exons.